GCGCUGUCACUGUUAUGGUCCUGUCAGGGCGCCGGCGUCGUGGUGUUUGGGCGGUCGCCACCGAGAGGACUUUGGGGGGGCAGUCUCGGGGUAGCCCCCGCGGCCCCCUGCGCUUGUUGCGGGUCUCGUUUCCUGCCUGCAUCUCCCUGCUUGCGGGCCGCACCGUAGGGCGCGCGUGCGGGUAGGCGCCGUGGCCACCUUGGGGCCUGGGCCUGCUGCAGCCUCCUCCACCGCCGCAGGCUCUGAGGGGCCGCGAGAUGCAGCCGCCGGGCCCGCCCCCGGCGUAUUCCCCCACUAACGGGGACUUCACCUUUGUCUCCUCAGCUGAUGCGGAAGAGCUCAGUGGUUCAAUAGGAGCCCCAGAUGUCAAAUUAAACCUUGGUGGAGAUUUUAUCAAAGAAUCUACAGCGACUACAUUUCUGAGACAAAGAGGAUAUGGCUGGUUGUUGGAAGUCGAAGAUGAUGAUCCUGAUGAUAACAAGCCCCUCUUGGAGGAAUUGGAUAUCGAUCUAAAGGAUAUUUACUACAAAAUCCGAUGUGUUUUGAUGCCAAUGCCGUCACUUGGUUUUAAUAGACAAGUGGUGAGAGACAAUCCUGACUUUUGGGGUCCUCUGGCUGUCGUUCUUUUCUUUUCCAUGAUAUCAUUAUAUGGACAGUUUAGGGUGGUCUCAUGGAUUAUAACCAUUUGGAUAUUUGGUUCACUAACAAUUUUCUUACUGGCCAGAGUUCUUGGUGGAGAAGUUGCAUAUGGCCAAGUUCUUGGAGUUAUAGGAUAUUCAUUACUUCCUCUCAUUGUAAUAGCCCCUGUACUUGUGGUGGUUGGAUCAUUUGAAGUGGUGUCUACGCUUAUAAAACUGUUUGGUGUAUUUUGGGCUGCCUACAGUGCUGCUUCAUUGUUAGUGGGUGAAGAAUUCAAGACCAAAAAGCCUCUUCUGAUUUAUCCAAUCUUUUUAUUAUACAUUUAUUUUUUGUCCUUAUAUACUGGGGUGUGAUCUAAGUCAUGUGAGUAGAAAAAGACAAUGUUACAUCUGUGUGAAGGCUGGGAACUUUUGCUGAAGGGAUUGAAGAAAACUCAUUACUGGUAAAAUUUUACAUAUUCCACAUGUAAAGACAGGUUUAAGGUUUUUUUAAACCAAUUAUUUUUUGUAUUUAAGCAAUUGCAGUUAUCUGGAUUUUUUUGGUCAGAAGUCUAAAUUCUGUUUGAUUCUUCAUAUUCCACUAAAUAAAAUAUAAAAGCAUUGUGUUUUUAAGAUUGUGUUAAUAUUCACCUAAAUACUUGUGCCAAAAACACCUGGAAUGGUAAUUAUACUUCACUUAAAGCAGAAAAAUGACAACAUCCUGAUAAUCUAAAAGUGCAAUUUUUUUUCUUUAAAGGGUUUUCUCCUGCAUCACAGAUCCUGUAGAUAUAUAUUUAUAUUUAUACAUCUAUAUUUAUGAAAUAAUUCUUAUUAUUCACAAAAUAUAUUUAUGAAUAGCCGAAAAAUUAAGAUAUUUUAAAUCGGAUGCUUAAACUUUCUUUAAUUUGGCCAUUAGUCUUCUAAUUUAUAAAUUUAAAUUUGUUUUUUAAAUUGUAUAUAGUUUUUAAAAUCUUACACAUACUUCAAUAUGUCCUUGUUAAGAAUUCUUAAUAACAGCUAAUACUAAUUUUAACAGUUACUGAUGUAGAUUUACUUUGUUUGGGUGUGCUUUUAAAAACCAUUUUUGAAUAUCUAAACAUCUGAUUUAAAUUUCUGUUUAUAUUUCUGACCAAAGGAGCAAAAGUAUAAUGGAUAUGGCAUUCAUUAAAAUUGUCAAUAUGUAGAAAAGCGAUAAUAUUUAUAGCAUCAGUAAAUAUUAUUAAGUGACACUCCUAAGUCAUAAACGUUGCUGGAAAGAGACCUUUAAAAUCUUGUGGUCCAAUGUUAUAUAUGAAGUAGAAAAAAAUAAAAUGCUUCCUAGCGGUG
Molecule: messenger RNA, 1943 nt
Organism: Rhinolophus ferrumequinum (greater horseshoe bat)
Lineage: Eukaryota; Metazoa; Chordata; Mammalia; Chiroptera; Rhinolophidae
Gene: YIPF4
Product: Yip1 domain family member 4
Exons: 6
Coding region: 258-992 (244 amino acids)
Biological process (GO): vesicle fusion with Golgi apparatus; endoplasmic reticulum to Golgi vesicle-mediated transport
Cellular component (GO): trans-Golgi network; membrane
Source: RefSeq, a predicted model, not a curated record